UUUAGAACGUCAUGGUCAAUAUCAUAAUGGGAAAAAACUUCAAGAAAACUUUUCCUUGGCUCAUUUUCAUCACAAUUCUUUGUAUUUGUCUAAAAGUUGGCAAAUGGAAACAGAACACAUAUGUUGUGAAGUCGUUCCAUGAAACGUGUAAGAGCAGCAAUUCAAGCAGUAUAAAAAUUCAAGUCAAAUCAAAUCACCAAAAUAAACGUUUUAUCUACUUAAUACAAACAGAGUCUUGUUUACUGGACAAUCUUCUUAACCCACAAAUGUUUGGACAUAAAGCAGAGCAUGAUGUCCUUGUGCUGUCUUGGAAAAGCAUGUGUUCUGCAACUCAAUUCUCCACACCUAGUUACAACAUUAGCUACAUUUUUAGGCCUGGUACAACUUGGAGUUCUGGAAGGAACAUUCUGUACGAGUUGGCAAUGAAUUCUUCACAAUCCUACCUCUAUUAUAUUUUCUUGGAUGGAGAUUUAUCAUACCAUUUCUCAAAUUCCGAUUUUGAAAAGACGUAUCGUCAGUGUAAUACGUCAUUGGAAAUGUUUGAGUAUUUUCUUUUGAAAUACGAGCCUGCAAUUGGAGUGCCUUUUUACUGCCCACGUCCAACAAUACAAGGCCAGCCGUUAUGUUAUUAUGAUUAUAAAAUUUUUCCUUUCCGUGAAGUAAUACCUGUUUCAAUUUAUUUCGACGCUGCUUUUAAUGCUUUUCACAAGGACGCCAUAAAAUCCAUACUUCCUAUCGUAAUAUACGAAAAGGAGAGUUGGUGGGAAAGUCAAAAAUUUGUGAUUCUUGCCGCUGAUAUAAUAUUUCGUGGACAAAUACUGACAAUUCUUCCAGUUGCUACUGCAAAUAUAAUGCACAGGAAAUACCCCAGAGACAGUAGAGAUAAUUGGAACGACAUUUAUGACAUGUUGCUAAAGGAAACGCCAAAAGAAUAUCGUAUAAUUAAGGAAUUCAAGCCUUCAUAUACAACUGUGAGCACUGACCCUGUUGUAAGAAAUGACACCGUCUAUACGCCAUAUAUGCACGUGGAAAUUCCUCAAGGACGAAUUAAUGUUGAACCGUACAAACGAUUUAAACAUUGA
This is a messenger RNA of Xenia sp. Carnegie-2017, 1082 nucleotides long. RefSeq lists its product as uncharacterized. The record is from RefSeq and is a predicted model, not a curated record. Lineage: Eukaryota; Metazoa; Cnidaria; Anthozoa; Malacalcyonacea; Xeniidae.